Aspergillus tubingensis is the source of this 654-nucleotide messenger RNA. RefSeq names its product 60S ribosomal protein uL1. Gene Ontology annotation, biological process: translation. Bases 1 to 654 code for a protein of 217 amino acids. Gene Ontology annotation, molecular function: RNA binding; structural constituent of ribosome. The transcript is spliced from 4 exons. The record is from RefSeq and is a predicted model, not a curated record. Gene Ontology annotation, cellular component: large ribosomal subunit. Lineage: Eukaryota; Fungi; Ascomycota; Eurotiomycetes; Eurotiales; Aspergillaceae.
AUGUCUAAGAUCACAGUCGCCGGAGUGCGCCAGAACAUCGAGCAGCUGCUCAACUACUCUCAGAAUGAGAAGAAGAGGAACUUCCUCGAGACCGUCGAGCUUCAGAUCGGUCUGAAGAACUACGACCCCCAGCGUGACAAGCGUUUCUCUGGUACCAUCAAGCUGCCUACCGUUCCCCGUCCCAACAUGACCAUCUGUGUUCUUGGUGACCAGCACGAUCUCGACCGUGCCAAGCACCACGGCAUUGACGCCAUGUCCGCCGACGACCUGAAGAAGCUGAACAAGAACAAGAAGCUCAUCAAGAAGCUUGCUCGCAAGUACGAUGCUUUCCUUGCUUCCGACACCCUCAUCAAGCAGAUUCCCCGUCUCUUGGGUCCUGGUCUUUCCAAGGCCGGUAAAUUCCCUACCCCCGUCUCUCACGCCGAGGACAUGGCCAACAAGGUCAACGAGAUCAAGUCUACCAUCAAGUUCCAGCUUAAGAAGGUUCUCUGCCUCGGUGUUGCCGUCGGCAACGUUGGUAUGACUGAGGACGAGCUGGUCGCUAACACCAUGCUCGCCAUCAACUACCUUGUCUCCCUGCUUAAGAAGGGUUGGCAGAACGUUGGUAGCCUUGUCCUCAAGGCUACCAUGUCUCCCCCUAAGCGUCUGUACUAA